CUGCAGCAGGCUCCUGUGCCCCUGCUCACCUCCCCCAAGAUGAAACCUCCCCUAGCCCUGGCCUUCCUUUGCCUCCUGGUGUCCCUGGCUGGCGGGAACCUGGUCCAGUUCGGAGUGAUGAUUGAGAGGAUGACAGGGAAGUCUGCCCUCCAGUAUAAUGACUAUGGCUGCUACUGUGGUGUGGGCGGCUCCAACUGGCCAGUGGACCAGACUGAUUGGUGCUGCCACGCCCAUGACUGCUGCUAUGGACGCUUGGAGAAGCUGGGCUGUGAGCCCAAGCUGGAAAAGUACCUCUUCUCUGUUGGUCGAGACACCAUUUUCUGCGCUGGUAGGACGACUUGCCAGCGGCAGACCUGUGAAUGUGACAAAAGAGCUGCACUCUGCUUUCGGCACAACCUGGGCACGUAUAACCGCAAGUAUGCCCACUACCCCAACAAGCUGUGCACCGGGCCAACCCCACCCUGCUGAGGCCCCAAGGUCUCCCUAGCCACCCCAG
This is a messenger RNA of Phodopus roborovskii (desert hamster), 496 nucleotides long. RefSeq names its product phospholipase A2 group IIE (gene Pla2g2e). Lineage: Eukaryota; Metazoa; Chordata; Mammalia; Rodentia; Cricetidae. The transcript has 4 exons. Gene Ontology annotation, biological process: lipid catabolic process; negative regulation of T cell proliferation; arachidonate secretion. Gene Ontology annotation, molecular function: calcium ion binding; phospholipid binding. Bases 40 to 468 code for a protein of 142 amino acids. The record is from RefSeq and is a predicted model, not a curated record.